Gordionus sp. m RMFG-2023 is the source of this 2162-nucleotide messenger RNA. RefSeq lists its product as uncharacterized. The transcript is spliced from 6 exons. Lineage: Eukaryota; Metazoa; Nematomorpha; Gordioida; Chordodea; Parachordodidae. The record is from RefSeq and is a predicted model, not a curated record. The coding region runs from base 783 to 1865 and encodes 360 amino acids.
GAAAAGGAUGGUUGUACAAAAUAUAAUUUGGUAUUCUAUAUAUGAUAAUCGAAUUAUAACUAUGGAUAAUUCUUGUGAAGAUAUAAACAAUUCUAUAAGUGACAAAGUGACAUAUCAAAAGGUAUGUAAAUUAGAAUUGAAUGAAACUACACCAAUAUUGGGAAUGUCAAUUAGAGGAGGCAAAGAAAUGAAUAUUGGAAUAUAUAUUUCCAAGUUUAGAAUAUUGUAUAAAGUGUUGUUUGUGAUUUUGCAGUGAUAUUUAAAUGUUUUAUUAUGUAUAAUGGAUUAAAAAUUUGGAUAUAUUAAGUAUAGAUCAAGGUAGUAUAAGUGAAAUUAAUGGGAUUAAAGUUGGUGAUCAAAUUAUUACUGUCAAUGGAUAUAAUUUUCAAGGAAUAUAUCAUAGUAAGGCUGUUAAAAUUUUGCAUAAUCAUCAGAUAUUUAUAAUCAUUCUAAAAGAAAGAGGUAUUAUACCUUUAUACAGGGAAGUUUGGGAAAAAAUUUAUAUACGUAAUCAUCAUGAUGAUAAAUCCUUUAUCAGGAAUUUAAGUACAACUAGGUAUGAUUUGAAUACAUACCAAUCAAUUAAAAAUGCAAAUCACAAUUUUAAAUGCAACUCUGAUGGUAAUAAUUUACACAAGGAGCCCCCAUCUGUAUCAAAACAUGCCCUUGUUACUGAAUAUAUUAAAAACUCAUCAAUCUGUACAAAUGACUCAAUUUCAUUAAAUGAUGUUUACGAUUUCAAUAAUAAUGGCAAUUUACAAUAUAAUCUAUGUGAUGAAAAUAUGAUGCUUGGCAGAAAAAUAUCUGCACAGAUUCAUAAAUCAAAUUAUAAUAUGAGAUUUAUUAACCCGAAAAAAUGCAAAAACACUAAUAUGACAUUAAAUAGAUCCCUAGGUAUUGAAUCCAAUAUGAAUUUUAUAAGCUUAUCAACAAUCGACACUAUUAAAGAUAAUGCAAAACAGAGUGACCUACUAAUUGAUAUUCCUAAUCACAACAACAAAAGAUAUCAUGUGAAAGGGUUCUUUGUUUCGCAUAACCAACAACACGCCUCGUUAAAUAAUCUAUGUUCCUUUUAUCAGACAGGAUUUCCAAGAGUUAAUAUCAAGUUUUCUUCUCAAUCUAAUCAUCUUGGUAACACGGGAAAUUUAGAUACUUAUUUGACAGACAGUGCCAAUCAGUUGCAACCCAAAAAGUCAUUAUCCAUGAAUGACUUAUACUACCAGUUAGAUUCUUUAGACUUUUGUAUCAAGUCUAAAACUAGAUUAAACGAGGAAAUAAACGAAACAACUCAUUAUUACAAUGACAAAUUUAAGCGGAUCGCGAAUGAGAUCUUUAACAGCGGGAAAGCAAUUUCUAAAAAAAAUUCGGAUUUUAUUAAAAAAGAUGUUUUUGAAUUCACGAAAUCGAAAGAACCACUAUGUUGUAGAGAUUCGGUCAACCAUCAAACAACUGGCUUCAAAAUAAAUCAAAAUAACAAUUCAAAUCAUGACAACGAAGAAGGUAAAGUUGAUAAACUCAUUGCUCUUUUUGAAUCUGAGCGGAGCCUCCCUUAUUUUAAAAAAUGCCAGAUGCCUGCGCUCAAAAAUUUAUCUACAUCGACAAACUUCAAUCAAUAUUACGACGCGAGUGUUGAAACAAAUAAUAAUAAAACAUCUAACGAAAUUAACGAUACGCUCAAUUAUAGCGAAGUUAGUUUUGUCAAAGUGGGUCAAAAAUUUGACAAAACGAAAAUUCUAAGUAAAUUCGAACGAUCUCUUUCCCUGGCUCGACUUAAAGAGAAAUUAAGCCAACUAUCAAGGGAGAGGGAAGGUUUUGAUUAUUCCGGACCAAUUUACGAAAAUGUAGAAACUAUUAGGAGAUUUUAACAAAGUUUUUAUUGAAUUUCUAAUAGAAAUUUGCAUAAUGUGACUAAUAAUCUUUAUAGUCGCGUAGCCAGAAAUUUCCUACAAAGUGGGGGGAGGUGUGAUUUUUAUUAAAAUAUUUUUUGGGACAUUAGAAGUUUAUUAGAAUUAAUUCAUAUUUUAAAAAAUGACAAUUUCAAAGAACACAUAUUGGAAAAUACAAAAUAUGAGCCAAUAUAUUAGUAUUAAUAAAUAUUAAAGCUAUAUAAACCAAUAUGUAGAUCACAGUUAAAUAUAGAAUUAAACAUAUAAUGAUUUAAA